Messenger RNA from Sebastes umbrosus (honeycomb rockfish), 2564 nucleotides. RefSeq names its product zinc finger protein Aiolos-like. The record is from RefSeq and is a predicted model, not a curated record. Bases 257 to 1963 code for a protein of 568 amino acids. Gene Ontology annotation, biological process: regulation of transcription by RNA polymerase II. Gene Ontology annotation, molecular function: DNA-binding transcription factor activity; RNA polymerase II cis-regulatory region sequence-specific DNA binding. Lineage: Eukaryota; Metazoa; Chordata; Actinopteri; Perciformes; Sebastidae. The transcript is spliced from 10 exons.
UCCAGAAUUGCACCCCCCACCCUCUCCUCAUUCCAGCUGUGCCUUGCCUCGAUGCUGAUGCUCAUCGCCCUCAGCUGUCACUGCUGCAGCUCUCACAGUAUUCAUAUGACAGCAGAAACAUCUGUCUCCAUUCAGAGAAAAGACCAGGCAAUGACCAGAAAGCUGUGCAGAUGGGACGGGGGAGCGGAUUCCACACGAGGCGCGGGCCGGACCUUGUUUAGCGUCGGACACCUGUGAUGGAGUACAUCUGGAGAGAAUGUCCAGUGGAGUGUGGAAUCUCCUACUGCGAGAGCAGUCUCCUCCGGGUGCUGAGCAAAAAGCAGAACAUUUGGUCAUCAUGAACACAGACAAAGAUCCUGAAGUUACUAGCCCAGAGGGGUCCGGGAUGGACGUUUGCAGUGAUGUUGCAGAUGUGAAGCCGCAGGAGGAGGAAGAAGAGAGGGAAGAUAAUUCAUUCAGUGAGAAUGGAAUGCAGUGUGAUGAAGGUGGUGUGACAGGUCCACAUGUGAUAAAGACAGAGGCGGAGGAGAUGGAAGACGACGAGCAGCACCCCGAGGCUGAAAAAGAAAGAGAGACUGUGCUCAAAGAGGAAGCGGAGGGGGCCAGCGAGGACGGGACGGAGGAAGGAUUCGACGAGGAGAGGACAGAGGAGGACGAAGACGAGGAGAGGGACGGGGAGGGGGACGAAGAGGGAGACGCCCUGAAUGAGCCACAGGACCUGUCGCUGGUGGACUACUCGCGUUACGACAGCGCGGCCCUGCCAGACGCCCACGCAGCAGAGGCGGCGGCUGGUGAAGAAGAAGGGACCUACGUGCCUGGAACCGUGGCCCCCCGCAUCCAGACGACAGGCAAGCUCAACUGUGACAUCUGUGGCCUGUCCUGCGUCAGCAUCAACGUACUGCUGGUGCACAAGCGCAGCCACACGGGUGAGAGGCCAUUCCAGUGCAGUCAGUGCGGCGCCUCCUUCACCCAGAAGGGAAACCUGCUGCGCCACAUCAAACUGCACUCCGGGGAGAAGCCCUUCAAAUGCCCCAUGUGCAGCUACGCCUGCCGUCGACGCGACGCUCUGAGCGGCCACCUGCGCACCCACUCUGUGGAGAAACCCUUCAAGUGCAACCACUGCAGUCGCAGCUACAAGCAGAGAAGCUCUCUGGAGGAGCACAGAGAGAGGUGCCAUGUGUACAUUCAGAACAAAGGUCCCGCUGAGAGAGAAGACGGCCAGACACCCAGGACUCAGAUGGGCACUGAGCGUGCUCUGCUGCUCGACAGGCUCGCCAGCAACGUAGCCAAACGGAAGAGCUCCAUGCCGCAGAAGUUCACCGGCGACAACGGCGUCUGCCUGGACCUGAGCUUUAACAGGGAGUUGGUCUAUCGAACUGACGUCAAGGAGCCUCCGCCGGGCUCCCCGGGGCCCGACACCCACCAUCAGCAACAACCCAUCCCCACAGGGCCAGACGGCAACCCAGCUCCCUCCCGCAGGCCCUACCCCAUCCAGCUGAGCCGCAGCGACAUCGGCCCCAUGGGCCUCACCAACGGCCACAAGAUGGCCAUGCCGCUCCUGGGCCUCCCUCACGCCACCCCUCCACCCCUCGGCAUGGACUCGUUCCACGCCGACGGCUCCCAGAUGUCCCAGCCCGUCAUGUACACCUUAGGGCACCUGCUGGGGGGGCUGAACCAUCAGAACGGCAUCCCUCACCCGCACGCCCAGCCCAUCCCCUUGUCGCCGCUUGAGGCCUUACGGGUGGUGCGAGCCGACGGGGAGGGCGGAGCGGUGCCCGGGGCGGUGUACCCCUGCGGGCACUGCAGGGUGAUCUUCCUGGACUACGUCAUGUUCACCAUCCACAUGGGGUGCCACGGCUUCCGUGACCCGCUCGAGUGCAACGUGUGCGGCCACCGCAGUCGGGACCGUUACGAGUUCUCUUCCCACAUAGCCCGCGGCGAGCACCGCCUAGAACUGAAGUAGCUUUCAUUCAUGCAGACGUUCAUGCUUACACACACACACAUACAUACACACACACACACACACACACACACACACACACAGACAGAUAACACUGUAUGAGAACACACACACAGAUUUACUCAUAUAAGUAGCUGGUAGUAUCAGAAAUGAAAGCAUGAAGUAGCAGCUAUGCCACUCUCUGUCUGUCUUUUAUACGUGUGUGAGUGUGUGUGUGUGUGUCUGUGUGUGUGUGUGUGUGUGUGUGUGUGUGCAUGUGUGUGUGUGUGUGUGUGUGUGUGUGUGUGUAUGUAAGAGAGAGAGAGAUUGAGAGAGACGUUAUAGGAGUGUGACGGGUGUCGGAGUGUUCUUAGUCAUACUGUACUCAUCUGAAAAGAUGGCCUGUAAAGUGUCUAUGCGGGAGUAAUUCUACUUCCUUUCAUACGUCACAUUUGUUCUUAAUGACUCCUGCUGUAGCCACUGCUUAUAUCAUGUAGCCCAUAUGCCAUAUAUACAUUCAAAUGUUCAACAAAGUAGCAAAAAUGUAUGCAUUUAUUGUUUAUCUGCUGUUGUUCUUUUCCCUGUUAUUUGUGUAAAGGUGUAAAAAUAAAAAGAUAGACCUGCA